AAAAGAGAGAGAAAAGACAGUCAAGAGGAGCUUUGGACGCUUAAUAUAGAUAUUUAAAACACAUAUUAUUGUUGGAAACUACGAGAAGAUACUUCGUAAAGAUAUAAGAGACAACUUAAUAUCGUCAUUCGAGUGGUUUAAGCAGAGUUGAUAUCACUCUGCAAACAUGACUUCAACCAACCAAGGUGGAUUAAAACGAGAUGAAAAGGGCAGAAACAUCCAAGUUGUUGUCAGAUGCAGACCUUUCAACACGACGGAGCGUAAGUCGUCUCAUGGCGUCAUCGACUGCGACUCCAACAGGAAGGAGGUUGGGGUGAGGACGGGAGGCAUGAACGACAAGGCGUCCAGAAAGACCUACACCUUCGAUAUGGUUUUCGGUCCGGCUGCAAAGCAGAUCGAGGUCUACCGAAGCGUCGUCUGUCCGAUCCUGAACGAGGUCAUCAUGGGAUACAACUGCACCGUGUUUGCCUACGGUCAGACAGGAACAGGAAAGACGUUCACCAUGGAGGGAGAGAGGAGUCCCAACGAGCAGUUUACCUGGGAGGAGGACCCUCUGGCCGGUAUCAUCCCCCGAACUCUGCACCAGAUCUUUGAGAAGCUGUCUGAGAACGGCACCGAGUUCUCCGUUAAAGUUUCUCUGCUGGAGAUUUACAACGAGGAACUGUUCGACCUGCUGAGUCCCUCCGAGGACGUCACCGAGAGGCUGCAGCUGUUCGACGACCCCCGAAAUAAGAGAGGAGUGGUGGUUAAAGGUCUGGAGGAAGUGACGGUUCACAACAAAGAUGAAGUUUAUCAGAUUCUGGAGAGAGGAUCAGCCAAGAGGAGGACGGCCUCCACGCUGAUGAACGCUUACUCCAGUCGCUCCCACUCGGUGUUCUCGGUGACGAUCCACAUGAAGGAAAUCACUCUGGACGGAGAGGAGCUGGUGAAGAUCGGCAAACUCAACCUGGUGGAUCUGGCCGGCAGUGAGAACAUCGGCCGGUCGGGUGCGGUGGACAAACGAGCUCGCGAGGCCGGAAACAUCAACCAGUCUCUGCUGACGCUGGGACGAGUCAUCACUGCUCUGGUGGAGAAGAGACCUCACAUCCCAUACAGAGAGUCUAAACUGACCAGAAUCCUUCAGGACUCGUUGGGAGGACGAACAAAAACCUCCAUCAUCGCUACCGUGUCUCCUUCAUCCAGCAACCUGGAGGAGACUCUGAGCACGCUGGAAUACGCCAGCCGAGCCAAAAACAUCAUGAACAAACCGGAAGUCAACCAGAAACUCACCAAGAGGACGCUCAUCAAGGAAUACACGGAGGAGAUCGAGCGUCUGAAGAAAGAUCUCGCUGCUGCUCGAGACAAGAACGGAGUUUAUCUGUCUGUGGAGAACUACGAGAGCAUGAUGAGUCAGAUAAACUCAGGUGAGGAUCAGGUGACUGAAUACACCGACCGGAUCGCAGCGAUGGAGGAAGAACUCAAGAAGGUCUCUGAGCUGUUCAUGGACAGUAAAACCAAACUGGAUCAGUGCACAGUGGAUCUGGAUGAGAAGCAGCAGAGGCUGGAGGAGACGAGCAGAGAUCUGCAGCACACGAAGGUGAAGCUGAGUCAGGAAGAGACAGUGAGCUCAGAGCUGAAUGCUGCUCAGGAGAGUCUGUUUCACACCGCUACACAGCUGCUGAGCACCGUGGACGCCAGCGUCAGCGACGUGUCGGGUCUCCACAGCAAACUGGACAGGAAGAAGAAGGUGGAGCAGCACAACCAGCAGAUCCAGGAGAGUUUCUCAGAGCGGAUCGACGGAGCGUUCAGCAGCAUGCAGCGCUGCGUCGAGCUGCAGGGAAGCAAACAGAACGACAUGCUGAGCAGCUACACGACGGCCGUCGACGGUCUGCUGGAGCAGAGCGAGGCGGCUCUGAGAGCAGCUCUGAGUGGAGCGGAGCGGUUCGCUGGAGGAGUCGGGCGGAUGGUUGGAGAAGGAGUCGCUCGCUGUCAGGAGAAGGUGAAGCAGCAGACCACGCUGAGUCAGCAGAGUAAAGACACCAUGCUGCAGCUGCUGGAGGAGCACCAGCAGGACAUGGAGGAGGUCUUGGUAGUUCGGACUCUGAUGGGUUUGUCGUCUGUUAAAGAACUCAGCGACUCUCUGAGGGUUUCCAUGGAGACGCAGCGAUCGCUGGCCGACCAGGUGGAGGCGAUGAAGGAGAUGGGGUCGUUUUUCGGAGGCCUGGUUCAGGACCUGGCGGCGCUGCGUGAGGAGACGGUGAAAGGUCUGACCUCUCUGCAGGAGCAACAGGAAGAGCUGGAGGACAAGAUCCGACGAGCUCAGGAGAAACAUCAGACGGGUAUGAAGCAGACCAUCCAGUGCCUGCAGGACCAGCUCAACCUGAUCACCAUGGAGACGCAGCAGGAUUACACUGACCUGCGCUCUGCCUCCAAAGAUCUGAAGAAACCUCUGCAGAAGCUCCAGGAGAACGUCAGCAGCGGCUGCAGUACAGUAGAGCGUCAGGCCUCGGCUCAGGUGGAGCUCCUCUCCUCCACUUCUUCUUCUCUGGCUUCUUCUCUGCGUCUCAGCGCUGAUGAGAGCCAGCAGACUCUGGAGGAGAUGAAAGGCUGCUGCUCUCACCUCCACAGCUCUGUGUCAGCUCUUGUGGAUCGUAACCUCCAGUGGAGCUCCAGAGUGGCUCAGCAUGCUGAGAGUCGAGCCCAGGAACAGAUCAGUCUGCUGGGGGAGAUUUCCUCUGAAGCUGCCAACAUGAAACAGAGCGUGGAGACACUGUGCUCUGAGCAGCUCCUAGCGGCCGAGGAGGAAGUGUCCGACCGGCGGCAGGAAGUGAGUCAGGCGGUGACGGCGGUGCAGAACCAGACCUCGGUGAACCGGACCGUCCUGGAGCAGCAGCAGGCGGAGCUGCAGGCUCACUUUCACACCGCUCAGCAGCUGGUGCACGGCUUCCUGCAGGAGGAGCUGCAAGAGGACGUUCCCACAGGUACCACUCCUCAGCGUCGGGACUUUGUGUAUCCCGAGAAGGUGUCGAAGUCGCGGAGCCGCAGCGAGCUGCUGGAGGGCCUGAGGAGGAAACAGGAGGAGCUGCUGGCCGCCAUGGAGGAAGAGGAAGUGGAAGAGGAAGAGGAGGAGGAAGACAAACACAGCCAGUGCUCUCUGGAGGAGGAGCUGAGCGCCUGUAAUGAAAGCGUGGCCACAGAGCCGUCCUUCAUCGAUGAGAACCUCGUCUUCAACGAGAGCAAACGGGUUCCUUUCUUCAAGCAGAAGAAAGGAGGAAAGGAGUCAAAGAUUCCCAGCAGGCCGAAGGUUCAUGAAAACGAAGCGUCGACGCCUCAGAAGUCCAGACUGCCGCUCCGCUGUCAGAACUAACCCUUUUAUU
Messenger RNA from Scomber japonicus (chub mackerel), 3356 nucleotides. It is a transcript of the gene kif11, whose product is annotated as kinesin family member 11. Gene Ontology annotation, molecular function: plus-end-directed microtubule motor activity; microtubule binding; ATP binding. The record is from RefSeq and is a predicted model, not a curated record. The coding region runs from base 167 to 3346 and encodes 1059 amino acids. The transcript is spliced from 27 exons. NCBI's taxonomy places the organism in Eukaryota, Metazoa, Chordata, Actinopteri, Scombriformes, Scombridae. Gene Ontology annotation, cellular component: nucleus; spindle microtubule. Gene Ontology annotation, biological process: mitotic spindle assembly; microtubule-based movement.